AUGGCUGACCAUCAAGGUGGUUCCACUAAGAGUCUUCUUGGCGGCCUUCAACACCAUGCCCCAAAUCCGGCCCAGCUCGUUGGAUUUCUCACCCGCAUCUUCUCGGGUGGCGUCCUUCUCAUGCUAUCCGGCCUGACCAUCAGUGGACUUAUUAUGGGUCUGAUUGUUUUCGCACCCGUCAUUCUUGUUACUGGUCCUCUUUGGUUUCCAGCUGCGGUUGUGCUCUUUAUUGCUGCUGCUGUGAUAGUGUCCACUUGCGGUGUUGGUGUUGCCGUUCUGGCUGCUGUGACUUGGUUGUACAGGUACUUUACUGGCAAACAUCCUUUGGGCACUGACCGCCUUGAUUAUGCGCGUAGCCGCAUUGCCAUGGUUAUCUGCAGAGCCGUGUUAAGGAUGCUGCACCUGGGGCUUAAUUAGUCCU
Messenger RNA from Dioscorea cayenensis subsp. rotundata (Guinea yam), 421 nucleotides. Its product is annotated as oleosin-like. The record is from RefSeq and is a predicted model, not a curated record. Gene Ontology annotation, cellular component: monolayer-surrounded lipid storage body; membrane. The coding region runs from base 1 to 417 and encodes 138 amino acids. NCBI's taxonomy places the organism in Eukaryota, Viridiplantae, Streptophyta, Magnoliopsida, Dioscoreales, Dioscoreaceae. The transcript has a single exon. Gene Ontology annotation, biological process: lipid storage.